Messenger RNA from Thamnophis elegans (Western terrestrial garter snake), 5109 nucleotides. It is a transcript of the gene SAMD4B, whose product is annotated as sterile alpha motif domain containing 4B. The record is from RefSeq and is a predicted model, not a curated record. NCBI's taxonomy places the organism in Eukaryota, Metazoa, Chordata, Lepidosauria, Squamata, Natricidae. Gene Ontology annotation, cellular component: P-body. Gene Ontology annotation, biological process: intracellular signal transduction; nuclear-transcribed mRNA poly(A) tail shortening; lipid metabolic process. The transcript is spliced from 13 exons. Bases 523 to 2577 code for a protein of 684 amino acids. Gene Ontology annotation, molecular function: protein binding; mRNA binding; translation repressor activity.
GAAUGCCGCCGCCGCCCCGGGUGCGUACCCACGUCGCCGUGCGUUGUGACGUCGUCGCGCUCCCCCUCUGGAGUGUGUGUGUGUGUGUGUGUGGUGGCUGGAGCUGCCCUGCGUGUGUGUGUCUCUGUGCGUGCGAGUGUGAGUGAGCGAGUGUGGGAGCGCGCGCGCGCGUGUAUGUAUGUCUGUACGUGGGGUCCCCGGGCGUGCGCGCGCGCGUGUGUGUGUGGAACUCGGUCUCCCCGGUGGGGCCGGAGCGGGCCGCGGCGACGGGAGAUCUGAAAGGAUCUGUCAAAGAAGAGGAAUCACAAAGGAUCUACAGGGAGCCAGGAGUUUCUGACUGACUUCUGGGCCACCCCUAUUUCCCUACCAGUGUGAAAAUUGGUGUCGUGGCGCUGCCUACCUGCUAACCCCCACCCCACCCCACCCCUCCUUGAAAACAUGUGAGGGGUGCCCCUUUCCCUGUACUUUUCCUGACCUCCCCUCGGUGGGUGCGUUGCUGCUAAGGCCGAGGCGCUGGCCAUCAUGAUGUUCCGGGAUCAGGUGGGCAUCCUGGCCGGCUGGUUCAAGGGCUGGAACGAAUGUGAGCAGACGGUCGCCCUGCUCUCCCUCCUCAAGCGCAUCUCUCGCACCCAAGCCCGCUUUCUGCAGCUGUGCCUGGAGCACUCGCUGGCCGACUGCACAGAGAUCCACGUCCUGGAGUCUGAAGCUAACAGCGCAGCCGUCAUCAACCAAUGGCACCAAGAGCCCAAAGACAAAGUGGUCUCCCUGCUCCUCUCCCACCUGCCCCUCCUCCAGCCCGGCAACGCAGACGCCAAGGCCGAGUACAUGAAGCUGUUGCAGAAGGUGCUGGCCUACUCCAUCGAGAGCAACCUCUUCAUCGAGGAGAGCCGGCAGCUGCUCUCCUACGCCCUCAUCCACCCGGCCACCACCCUGGACGACCGCAGCUCCCUGGCCCUGUGGCUCAACCAUCUGGAGGAGCGACUUUCCAGCGGCUACCCCAGCCAAGGCCGGGCGCGGCCAGACGCGGCCUACCACUCGCGCCAAGGCUCCGACGACUGGCAAGGUCCUGGGGAGACGGGCCUCGGAGACCUGGGCCACGGUUGGCAGGAGAAGGCGCCGCGGGAAAACGGGCACAUGUCCUUCCACCCUGCCGGCUCGGGCAUCAAUAGUCUUGGGAGCAGCUCGGGCAGCACAGCGCUUCCUUGCCAAAUCCACCCCAGCCCGCUGAAGCGCUCCAUGUCGCUCAUCCCCACGGGACAGCAGGUCCCCAGCGAGUGGAUGAACGUGGAGGAGAUGGGGGCCCGGCCGGCCUUCAUCUCCAGCGGGGAGCACGCGCCCCUCUCGCCCCAGAGCAGCGUGGCCUCCUCAGGCAGCGAGCAGACGGAGGAGCCGCCCAGCAGUCGGAACACCUUUCAGGAGGACGGCAGCGGCAUGAAAGAUGUUCCCUCGUGGCUGAAGAGCCUCCGUCUCCACAAAUACGCAGCCCUUUUCUCCCAAAUGACUUACGAAGAGAUGAUGACUCUCACAGAGCAACAUCUGGAAUCGCAGAAUGUGACCAAAGGAGCGAGGCACAAAAUUGCCUUAAGUAUCCAAAAGUUGCGCGAAAGGCAGAGUGUCCUGAAGUCCUUGGAGAAGGACGUUUUGGAAGGGGGCAACCUAUGGAAUGCACUCCAGGAACUGCAGCAGAUCCUCACCACCCCCAUCAAGGCCUUCCACACUCUGCAUGCUGCGUCCGCCUCCAAGGAGGCCCAGCCACUGGCAGCUGAGCCGAGAGGGGGGCCCACGCUGGGCCUGGAGAAAAGCAGCAACGAGGACAAGGAAGCCACCGACGACCCCUUCCCGCCCCCAACAGGCUCCCCGUGCGACGGAGAAUCCGGAGCGGCACCGAUCGCCGAAGGGGACAUUGCAGGCCAGUUCACUCGCGUGAUGGGUAAAGUGUGCACGCAGUUGCUCGUCUCCCGGCCAGACGAGGAGAACAUCACCAGUUACCUCCAACUGAUCGAGAAGUGCUUGAUGCACGAGGCCUUCACCGAGACCCAGAAAAAGCGCCUCUUGUCCUGGAAGCAGCAGGUCCUGAAGUUGCUCCGGACCUUCCCGAGGAAGGCCGUGCUGGACAUGCAGGGCUAUCGCCCCCAGAAAGGGUGGGCCUUUGGCUCCAACUCUCUCCCCAUAGCUGGAUCUGUGGGGGUGGGGGUGGCCCGCCGAGGACAGAGGCAGUUCCAGAUGCCCCCCCGUGCCAUCCCCCCAAGCCGCAUGGGGAUCCUGAGUCCGGUGGGGAUUGGAGGGGUCUCCCCACGGCACGGACUGACCAGCCCGAAUCUGGGGAGCCAAGGUCGGCAGAACCUCUGGUUUGCCAAUCCCGGGGGCAGCAACAGCAUGCCUGGCCAGAACCGCAGCUCGGUCCAGCGGACCCACUCUCUGCCCGUCCACACCUCCCCUCAGGCCAUCCUCAUGUUCCCACAGGAUUGCCAGCUCCCUGGAACGGAUCUGGAGAUCAACCCCACCUUGGAGUCCCUGUGCCUGAGCAUGACGGAGCACGCGCUGGGCGAUGGCACGGACAAGACCUCAACCAUCUGAAGAAGCUGGAUCUGCGGGCAUAUUCCUGAGAAGCUUUAGGAUGGCUGUUUUAUUUUUUCUCCUCCUCCCCCCCAUUCCUUUUGUUUGUCUUUUUUUGUUUUAAGCCCCUCCCCCAGGGGUAUGUCACUACGGGGGUAGGUGAAUAAUUUUUUUUUUGUUUUCCUUUGACCUCCCCCCCCCUCCUCAUCCCCCCCAAAAAUCGCCCUUCUCCAGCGUUCCUUAGCAGCCAGAGGAAGAGAGGAGAAAAAACGGUCACUACAAUCUUUACCAUCUUGUCUUCUAAUAUUUUUUUUCCUAUUUUUUUUUAUUAUUCUUAUAACUUCAGAUAUUGGUUUAAUAUUUUUGAUGUACAGGGGAGGGGGGGGCGGCCUCCCCCUGUUGAACGUGCAGACGCGGGGGCCUAAAUUAGGCCCGGUAUAAUUUCCGAUUUUGGUUUUCCUCCCCUCCUCCCCGGUGCCUCCCCCGCUCCCAGGGACAGGGAAGGUGACCCCCCCCCCCUGAGUGGAACCAGAGGUCACACUGGAAGACCCCCUCCUCUCGCAGUGGGGAUGGGGGAGGCACGGGGGAGGGACGAGAGGGCCGUUUUCCCGGGGAGUCCUGGGUCAGAAGAGCAGGGAGGAGGAGGAAGAGGAGGGAAAGGGUGCAGCAGGUGACUUAAACCAUUUUAAAAGUGCCUCUAAUACUUGCUUCUACCAAGAGUGGUGAUGGGGUGGGAGGGGGGACCCCAGGGAAAGGCCCAAGGGAGGGGGGGGUGUUAUCCAGCACACAAUUGGUGUUUGUUUUGUUCAUUUUAUCCUCUUAAAGCCACCGCCUCUUUUGAGGACCCAGACAGACAGACAGACAGAGUAGCCUAGGCGUCUCCCAGGAGUAGCAUGGGACUUUUUUGUUUUUAACCCCUUCAGUUCCUGCCCAGUCAGGCUUUUGUGCCCUCCCCCCCCCACUUCCUUCCUUCCUUCCUUUUUUUAAACGUGGCAGUAUUAAGCCUAGUUCUGUUGAAGCAGUUUGGGAGGAUCGGAGAUCCCCCCCGUUUAGGUUUCAGAAGCCGGAUUCUCAGUUGAGCUGAUUUUUUGAGUUCCUGGCAUGGGUUCCAGGCUCCCUUCCCUUUCCCCUUCUCCCCCCCUCCCCAACCCCAGGCUGUGGAAGGGGGCAGGGUGCAGGGUGAACAGUUGGGACACCCGUGCAGCAUCUCCCCAAACCUCUCAAAAAGCUUUUCUCUCCUCCUUCAGUCAUUUGGGAUAAUUGUGUGUCUUCCUUUGUUGAGAGGGACGGUGGGGAGGUAGGAUCAGGGCAAACUGGCCAUAGCAACAGGGGUGGGUAAGUGUGGGUGGGUGGGGGGCUAUUUCCCCUCCACCCACAGUGUUUCCUGGUACUUAGCAAAGGCGAGGAGGAGCAGCCGGGCUGAAUUUGCAAAGCUGGGCAGAAGAGGCUGGCAGGGAAGUGAUCCGGGAACCCUGGAUCAUGGCUGCAAAUUGGGGCUGGGAGGGGGCAGGAAAGACGUUGGGGACACAUCCGAGUGGGCUACAAGGGGUGUGAGGGGUGGCUGUGCAGGAGACCCUGACUCUUAUGGGGUUGGGCACCACCAGCCCCCCCCCCCGCCCCCCUUUCGCACCUCUUCUCUAGCCGCCUCGUUUACGGUUUCCCAGUUUUCAAUAGCUUUACUGCAGGAGGGAGGGGAGGGCAUUACUUCCCCUCCUGCCCCCCCCCCCUGCCCAGCCUCUUCUCCUUCCCCAAGGAGGCCAUGCCAGGAAGGACAGGGCAGAGCUGGGCUGGCAAAUGGAGGUAAGCAGGGUGGGAGUCGAGCGAGGGUGGGGGCUCCACAACCAGGGGGCUGGGAAAGUUUACCCAAGUAAGGUGGGGGGUGGGGGUGGAGGGGGCCGGCCCAUGGGUUCUGCCCCCUCCAACUGGGCACGGUGCCCCUACUGGGUGGUGGUGGCAGCGUCUCUUGGCAGCCCCUUCCCCACCCACCAGCCAGUUCCUAGGUACCGAAUCCUCCUGGCCGCAUCCCCUCUGCUCUCCCACCCACCGCUGUUUGAAGCCUGCGGAGCCUUUUUCCAAAGUGUGUCCCGAGAGAGAGAGAGAGAAGUGUACAAAAGAACAGAAGAAAAAGACGGGGGGGAAAAAAGAAACCAGAGAGAGCUACUGUAUUUCUAAAGAAAAAAAAGAAAAGUAGAGAGAGAGACAAGGUUUCCUGUUUGAAAUAGAAAUGUUAUUUUAGAUACAUUUUAUUAUGAAUAACUUUUGUUAUGACUAUGGCUGGUAACCAUGAAAUACGUUAUUUAAAAAAAGAAAAACACACACACACAAAAUGUUUUACAAAAAAGAAAAGAAGAAAAAAAAAGAUCAAAUUCUGACUUUAGAUUGCUUUGUUUCGGAUUUCCUUUUGCUGCUUUCCACCCCCCACCCCCCACCCCCGUCCCCCCCCCACCCCCCUCUCCCUGGUUUUUUGUUUUUUGCUUUGUAAAAGGCACAUACAGAAUUUAAGCAUUAGUCCUUUUUUAUUAACCUCUAUGAUAAAGCUGUGCUUAUUUUGUA